AUGAAGAUGUCUAUGAAAAUAUAUGUUUACGUAACCAUUAUUAAAUUUAUAUGCUCAAGUCUUGGUGUAAUGUGUAAUGUAAAUGUUUCUGAAGACUUCUCUGCAACAUUGGACCAUCCCAUGAACAGGAAUACAAAGCGGAUGGGUAUAUUUCACAGUGAGCAAGAAAUAUUAGACAUGUUAGGUGAAGAAUUAGUAAGAGGCACCCACAAUGUGAGUGAUCUUCUGAAGACCUACAAAGAAGAAUGUGUUAGUCUUUCAGCCAACAUUCAGAACACUGGUACUGAUAGAAUGAGAAGACCCUUCAUAGUCAUUGAGUCCAACUACAGGCCACCAAGGAAGCUCCUAGCCAAACAACUAGCUGACAUCUUGAACGGGUACUACAUCUCAGUGCCUCCAAGGUGCCUCAGGGAGUAUCUCUACACAUUCGAGUUCAACCCUCGAAUGAGAAGAGCAUACUUUGGACUGGCAGUCUACGCUGCGGCCCAUGAAGCACGAUCUUCAUAUUACGACAAACCAGUUAUAUGUUCAGGGUACUGGGCCGACCAGACCACGUUUGCUAUUGCCAAGGAGUACGAACUAGAUGAUCUUCCCGAGAAGGGAGAUUCUGUGUAUACUUGGCCAUCAGACUUGCUCAAACCUGAUGUUAGCUUCCUUCUCAACGUUCCCUCCAGUGAACUAGAGCCUCAAGAGACAAUACCCUUCCCUGACGACUUCCAGAGAAAGAGACUAAGGGCCUUCAAGCGCUUGAGGAAGCCUCGACUGAGAGAGAUCAAGGAGAUUUACUACUACGACACAAUCCUAGCAGUUAUGCAAAGCCAGAUGCUGGACAUAUUUAUGCACCCAAGGUGGAAAGCCAAGAAUGUCAGAUACUAAAAUAUACUUAUCAAACCAUACAA
Messenger RNA from Macrosteles quadrilineatus (aster leafhopper), 899 nucleotides. RefSeq lists its product as uncharacterized. The record is from RefSeq and is a predicted model, not a curated record. Bases 1 to 876 code for a protein of 291 amino acids. Lineage: Eukaryota; Metazoa; Arthropoda; Insecta; Hemiptera; Cicadellidae. The transcript is spliced from 6 exons.